AUGACUUACAAACUUUAUAAUUACGAUCCUUCUGGCGCUGCGGCCGUUCCCUUUGCUGCCCUUUUCGGACUGGCAACAGCGAUCCAUGUUGCGCGGAUGAUUCGUGCGCGGAGUUGGUUCAUGAUACCAUUUACAAUUGGCUGUGUCUUCGAGACCAUCGGCUAUGUGUGCCGAUACAUCAAUUCAACGCAAACGCCGGACUGGACAUUAAUGCCCUAUGUCGGACAAAGUCUUCUUAUUCUUCUCGCUCCUGCCCUCUUUGCUGCUUCUGUCUAUAUGAUACUGGGACGUCUCAUUGUGGGAUUAAAUGCGAGUUCAAACUCGAUCAUCCGGCCGUCAUGGCUGACGAAAAACUUCGUGAUUGGAGAUGUUAUUUCCUUCUUCAUGCAAUGUGGAGGAGGAGGAUUCCUUUCCUCCGCGAAAACAAAGGAGGAUUUGGACAUGGGCGAGAACCUCAUCCUCGCCGGUCUCAUCGUCCAAAUAUUCUUUUUCGGAUUCUUCAUCAUAGUUUCAGUCAUUUUCCACCGACGAAUGCUGGCUUCGCCUAUGAAUUACGUUGCGGACGCCGGUAUCCCCUGGGCACGGCGUAUGAAGGUCUUGUAUGCCGUCAGUUGUCUUGUCAUGAUCCGUUCGGUCUAUCGAGUGAUCGAAUACGCGCAGGGAAGCGGUGGUUAUUUGCAAAGCAGGGAAGCAUUUGUUUAUGUUUUUGAUGCUGCUCUGAUGCUUGGUUGUUGCAUUAUUCUCGCUAUUUUACAUCCGAGUAAAAUGCUCAGUGAAAAGAGAUAUCAAAAGGCGGAAGAUCUUGAGAUGCUAGCCAGUCAUUAUGAGGCUGGACGGAAAACUUAG
Molecule: messenger RNA, 846 nt
Organism: Penicillium maclennaniae
Lineage: Eukaryota; Fungi; Ascomycota; Eurotiomycetes; Eurotiales; Aspergillaceae
Product: RTA1 domain-containing protein
Exons: 3
Coding region: 1-846 (281 amino acids)
Cellular component (GO): membrane
Source: RefSeq, a predicted model, not a curated record